CUAACACGGGGGGGCUCCGCGGGCUACUCCCGGGGGCGUCUGGGUGGGGAAAGGGAGCAGUUUCCCCUUAGGAGAAGGCACUUCCUUGGAUGAAAGGAGCAGUCCGGUGGAAGGGCUGAAGAACCGCAUGGGGAACCCUUGCAGGGAAAGCCCCCACGAGAACCCCUUUGCAACGGCCGCUCCACAACACCGGGGGCCGUUUUAAGAACCGGGGUCCCGCCUGGAAACUACCCCGGUUGUGGGGGUGGGGGAGGAUCCCUUGGGGUUAAGCCUGAGUAGUGGGGCGGGGGCUCCUGCAGUCUCUCAGCGAAGCGGGUCGGGGAGGGUGGGGGGGUCCUACAAGGACCUCUAGGAAACUUUCAGGCAUGGCCACCCGGCGUUUAACAGACGCGUACUUGUUGUUGCGGAACAACGCGAUCCAAAGCCGGCAGCUGCUGGCCGAGCAAGUGAGUAGUUACAGCUCCUCCAGUCCUCUGACUUCACGUAGCAUGGCUGCUGCGGAGCUGGAUGAGCUUGCAGAUGAUCGCAUGGCGCUGGUAUCAGGUAUCAGUUUAGAUCCUGAAGCAGCUGUCUGUGUAUCUAGGAGGUUAUCUCCCAAGUGGAUUGAUGGUAUAGAAGAAAUUCAAUAUGAGAUAUCCAGGAUAAAGCAGAAGAUGAAAGAACUAGCCAGUUUGCAUGACAAGUAUUUAAACAGACCGACUUUGGAUGAUAGCAGCGAGGAAGAGCAUGCAAUAGAAAUAACCACUCAAGAAAUUACACAGCUAUUUCACAGGUGUCAGAGAGCAGUCCAGGGUUUGCACAGCAAGUCUCGAAGCUGUACGGACCAAGAGUGCCGUCUUCUGAAGAAUGUUGUGUGUUCCUUAGCUCAGUGUCUGCAGGACCUCUCCAGCAGCUUUAGACACGGGCAGUCUGACUAUCUCAAACGCAUGAAAAAUCGAGAAGAAAGAUCCAAACAUUUCUUUGAUACCUCGGUCUCUCUUAUGGAUGAUGGGGAGGAUAUGACACUCUAUGACAGGGGUUUUACAGAUGACCAGUUAGUAUUAGUGGAACAAAACACUAUGUUGGUGGAAGAGCGGGAACGAGAAAUUCGACAAAUUGUACAGUCCAUUACUGAUCUUAAUGAAAUUUUCAGGGAUUUAGGAGCAAUGGUAGUUGAACAGGGUACCGUACUCGAUAGGAUUGACUACAAUGUUGAACAAUCAUGCAUAAAAACAGAAGAAGGAUUUAAACAACUACAUAAAGCCGAGCAUUAUCAAAAGAAGAAUCGGAAGAUGCUCAUCAUUUUAAUUUUGUUUGUCAUAGUUAUUAUCCUUAUCAUUGUCCUUAUUGCUGUAAAAUUUCGCUAGGCGAUGUGCCGGUGAUGCUUUCCUUUUUCUCUGUGUUUGUCUGAGAGGUAGCCACAAAUUUUUGUGUGUUGUGUUUCUCCCGUUUUGUUCCUGACAGGAAUGGUUGAGCCUCUCUGCUCUUGAAAGCUGCCUGUUGGAUGAAUGUAUGGGAUCUAAUGGUGCAAAGUCUGUGCAAUGUUCAUACAGAAAACCUCUGUUUUACAUGUUCAGUGAAUAUGGAAGGCAGUGAUUUGUAAAAAAAAAUCAGAAAUGUGCAGAAACGUCAGAAUUUCUGAGAAAAGCUACCAAAUCAGGCAUUACCCAGGCCAUUGAAAUGCUAGAAUGCAUUUUUAAAAAUGAUUUAAACAUUUUAGAAAAUGCUUUCACUAAACAGGAAUAAUAAUGUGCUUUCUGUUAUGGCUUAGCCUACGGUUAAUUUUAGGGUAAACUGUCCAAAUUGUGAUUGUGGACAUCAUUCGCAAAAUUAUUAAGUUGGAGAUUUUUUUAAAAAAAUGCCUUAAAGGUAAAAUAUUUCCUCUUUACCAUCUUCCUCUCCGGAGUUAAUAUUGGUAUGGGUUCACAGAAGUAAAAAAAUGAUUUCUAAUUUCAUUCUUUUAUCCCAAAAGUGGCUUUUGGCAUUAUCAAUAAUACUCUAACCACAGAGAGUAUUAUUGUUUUAAGAUUAUUUUUAAGUUUUAAAUAAUCAGGAAUGUGUUUUGAUUAUUUCCACCCCUUCCCACUAUUGAACUGAAAGAUGUUUCUCUGAUCUUUCUGAAUCUUCCUUCCCAAACUGAAUCUGUUAAUAUACAGCAGCAGUUAACAUAUUUCAUCUUAUUAUUUUCAUAGCGCAAACGGAAAAAGGCAUGGUACAAUUCACACACGGUUUAAAUUGAACUCUAAUGGCAGUAUCAGGAACCUACAUUGAAAUAAAAUCACUUUUGUUCUCAGCUGUGGGAUCUCAGGAGAAUUUGGAAUCCUGUUCAGAGCAAAUGUUGCUUUGCGUCAGUAUUUCUUGUUUCAUUGUAGGUGGCUCUGUU
Molecule: messenger RNA, 2362 nt
Organism: Notechis scutatus (mainland tiger snake)
Lineage: Eukaryota; Metazoa; Chordata; Lepidosauria; Squamata; Elapidae
Source: RefSeq, a predicted model, not a curated record